AUGUCUACGGAAUUAUGCGACUCUGGUAUAUUUAGCAAUGAGGAUUGUGCUUUACUAUCUCAAUUAGAUAGCUUGGAGUUUGGUGUUUUUAAAGUUGACGCUCCUGAGUCACACGAACGUCGCAAACUAUUAGAAAAGGCCGUCGAUUACUUUGAUAGUAUAAUCUCUCAGACUGUUCUAGAAAUCGAGGAAGAGCGUGCUGUGGAGGAAAGCGAAACUCUCACCAAAGUCGAAGCGGGUAUUAUAGAGGAAAAUCCGAACUCAGUGCGAUACAAAAUAUAUGAAAAAUACUCAGGACAGCUCGAUAAACUUAUUGAACCACAAGUUUAUCUACAUCUUGGUCAUUUUCAGCUUCUGCUCAAUCGUUUUGACGAUGCUCUGUCUGCGUAUCUCAAGUUUGAAUCACUCUGUCCCAAAGAAUCUUCGACCAACUGUCCCUUCCUGUAUGGCUUAGGCCUGUGCUGUUUUCGUUUCAACGUAUUCAACAGGACUAUCAGACUUUUUCAGCAAAUUUUAUAUUUACAACCGUGGUUUCCAAAGUGUAAGGAGAUACAUAUUCGUCUUGGCUAUAUAUACAAGGUACAAAAUAACUUCGAACGAAGUUUGAGACAUUUUCGACAAGCUUUGAACGAUUCAACACCUGCCACAUUUAACCGGAUUGAAUUACGGUUUCAUAUCGCUCAUCUGUUCGAGGUGUGUGGCAAACCUAAACAGGCAAAGACCGAAUACUUCCAGUUAUUGGAUGUUGAGAAAAGCGGUGCUCCGUCACACAUCCGACAUCUUUGUCUUCGACAAUUAGCUUGGCUUCAUCAUACAGGAGCUUUUGGAUCAAAACCUGAAUCGCCAAACGAAAAAGGCCUAGAUGUUCAAUGGCUUCAAAGUGCUUUAGAGUUAGAUAACACCAAUGGCAAAACCUGGUACUUACUAGGUCGUUGUCAAGCUGCUUUAAAUCAUGUUCAAGAGGCUUUCGCAGCAUAUAGAAGUUCUAUAGACAAAACGGAGGCUAGUGCUGAUACCUGGUGCUCUAUCGGUGUGCUGUAUCAAGAGCAAAGUCAACCGAUGGAUGCUCUUCAAGCAUACUUUUGUGCUGUACAACUGGACAAGUGUCAUGUUGCAGCUUGGGCCAAUCUGGGUACUUUAUAUGAAAGUAUGCAACAGUAUAAAGAAGCCUUAAAAUGUUACAAAAAUGCUGUAAACGCUGAUAAGCAUAAUGAGGUUCGUCUAGAGAUUCGUUCUCGUUUGGCUGUACUACAACAGUUAGUUCCAAAACUAUCAGAUAAAAUAACAGGAAGCACAUUUAAUGGUCCGAACAACAAUAGUGUAACAUCUAACCAGGUCAGCAAUGGUCCUGGUCCUGGUUGUGGUGGAAUAACGAAAUUACCCACAGUAGAUGAGGCAUGGAGCCUGCCUAUACCUGCUGAACUAACCCAGCGUCAACUUCAGUUAAUGUUACAAGAGGCAGCUGUCAGUGAUGCUGGGAGUGGUUCGUCUAAGCGUUCUGAUAGGCACUUAGCUGGUCUUUUGUUAAUCCCAACUCCCCAAUCAGUCCUUAGAAAACGUAGUAGUUGGCGCCAGUCUGGUUUCAACGGUCCAUGUGAAACUGAAGGAACUGAUGAGUGUGGAGGGUCUAUAUCCAAAAGAUCACGUCAUAGUGAUCCAUCCUCUUCAACACCUGUCCAACCAUUAAGCAAUCAGCAACUUCAACUAUUACAUUCCCUGCAGGCUCAGGGUAGUUGCCUAACUGCCUCACAACGUCAAACUCUUAAUAAUUUACAAAACCAAGCAUUGAGAUAUCAUCAUUACAAACUUAUACAAAAUCAGAAACAAUUGAAAACAUGUAAAUCGGGCAGUGAUUUUGCCGAUGAGGCAGUUUCAACUUCUGAUUCGGCUGGACCAUUUCACGGGGAUACUACUACUACGACAGGUAGUUCUAGCGCUGGUCGUAAUCCAUCCAAUGUACCUGGUGCAGAUACAGUGGAUUUAUUUCCCAGUGAGGAUGAUGAUUUAACCGCUGUUGUUGAUAGUCCUGGAUCGGGUAAUUUACCUGAAGAAGAUUUAGGGUUUUUGACGGAUGACCUGCUUGCUCAGUUAAAUGGAUCUGAAGCAGCUACUGGAUUGGAUCUUGUUGAGUUAGCUCUUUUUACUACUGGCUCUAGUGCUGGUGAUCAGCGGCCUACAAGUAAUAAUGAUAAUAACCAGGUUUUAAUAAAUGAAAAACCUUGUCAAUCGAAAUGUGGUGAUUCUUCUACAUCUGGUCCAACUUCUACAACUCCAACUAAUCCACCAAAGACGAUUAAUUUAAAUGCAGCCAAAAAGGAUGAAAUUGACAUGAAAAAUUGCUUAACUCAAGAACUUGGUAUUGACCCCCUUAUCAAUUCUUCAGAUAAUCCAUCUUCAGAACCUGUAGAUUUGCAUGCUUACUUAACCAAACCACUAAACCCACCGACUAGUAUUACUGCAGCUCUGCAUGUCAAUAUGUCUUCUUCUCAAAUCUUGUCUUCGCUUCGUGGUCUUGGCCAUUCAGGUGGACCUUGGUGGCCUGGCUUACUACCGGAAGGUAGUCCUAUCCCGAAACCUCCUGCGAAACCGUAUCCACCACCUCCUAAAGAUAAGCUGCUGCCCCCCACACCAAGUGUUUAUUUGGAAAAUCGCAAUGAUGCUCAUUCACCUGAAUUAAUGCGCUACUGUUUUACACAACCAGUAGUUGUAAUACGUGGUUUAGCUGCUGCUUUGCGCCUGGAUUUAGGUUUAUUUUCUACAAAAUCAUUGGUUGAAUCCAACCCAGAACAUCGAGUUGAAGUACGAACCCAACGUCUUCAAUCGCCUGAUCAGAACCUUGAUUCUCAAGGACGUACUGUAUGGCUUUGUGAAUCACCGAAAACUACCACAACAAUUGCUAAAUAUGGUGCUUAUCAAGCUGCUUCAUUUAUUGAAGCAAUGAAAGAAGAGAAAAUUGUGAAUUUUUCCGGCAGUGCACCAGUUACUUCUACUCCAACUUCUAACACAAUAUCCGCUAUAUCAGUAGACACCAAAUCGUCUACCGGCAGCUUAUCAAAUGCUGUAACGGGAAGUGGACGGAAAAAUUCUACUAAUUGGUCUAGCGAAUCAACAAAUUCAGAAUUAAAUGCAAAUCAACCUCAUCAUGUGGGAAAUAAAUUAUCUGGUGAUGAAAAUCAUUCAUUAUCAAAUCAACAGAAUAAUGGACGAUUGAAAUUAAUACGUUUUGGAACAAAUUGUGAUCUUUCAGAUCAGAAAAAGUGGUUACCUCAACUCCAUGAACUUACUAAAUUGCCUAUAUUUGUUCGAGUUGUAAGCGCUUUCAGCAUGCUCAGUCAUGUAGGCUAUCCACUUUUAGGAUUGAAUACUGUUCAACUUUAUUUGAAAGUCCCUGGUUCUCGUACUCCUGGUCAUCAAGAAAAUAAUAAUUUCUGUGCUGUUAAUAUUAAUAUUGGUCCAGGUGAUUGUGAAUGGUUUGCCGUACCGGAGCAAUAUUGGGGAGCUAUUCAUAAUUUAUGUGAAAAGAAUAAUGUUGAUUAUCUAACUGGUUCUUGGUGGCCAGAUCUAGAAACAUUGUACAAGGAAGAGAUACCAGUUUACAGGUUCAUUCAACGACCUGGAGAUUUAGUAUGGAUCAAUGCAGGUACAGUUCAUUGGGUACAAGCUAUUGGUUGGUGUAACAAUAUAGCAUGGAAUGUUGGAUGUAUGACUGCUCGACAAUAUCAACUCGCUGUUGAACGUUAUGAAUUCAACCGUUUACGUGGGGUUAAAUCUGUUGUACCUAUGACACAUCUUAGUUGGCAGUUGGCUAAAAAUAUAAAAAUAUCAGAUCCGGGAUUGUUUGAAUUAAUCAAGCACACAUUGCUUCGUAGUCUUAUUCAAUCUCAGUUGACUACGGAUUUUCUGGAGAAGAUGAAUUUAACUGUUAAACAUCACGGGAAAAGACCUGAUGAUAUUGCUCAUUCCUGUCAUGAUUGUGAGGUUAGCGAAAUUGUUUUUAAUUUAUUACCCUAUACUAUUUUGUUAAAUAUAAAGUGUUUAGAAGAGUGA
This is a messenger RNA of Schistosoma spindalis, 4047 nucleotides long. NCBI's taxonomy places the organism in Eukaryota, Metazoa, Platyhelminthes, Trematoda, Strigeidida, Schistosomatidae. The record is from the annotation of a GenBank genome assembly.